AUGCAUGGCAGGGGCGGAAGUGAUGUACCACCACUCGUGCAGAGCGCUAUGCACUGCCACGGGACCACCCUUCCCCCGAGCUGGUUAUGGACAGGCAGAAGCAGCUGUUGUAAAGAGAAUCCUGGGAACUUGGAUAGGGAAGAACUAACAGAACUGGAAAGAUCAAUGGUGAAUAUUAUCCAGGUCUUCCAUUCUUAUUCUGGAGAAGAUUGUAAACUGAAGAAAAAAGAUCUGAAAAAGUUAAUUAACUCCCAGAUGUCCUCAUUUGUUAAGCAAGUUCAAGAUACAAAGACACUGGAUGUCAUUUUCUCAGAUUUGGAUGCAAACCAUGACCGGGAGAUAGAUUUCAGUGAAUUUGCAGCACUGGUUGCUAUGGUUACCUCGGCCUGCCACGUCUCCUUCCAUGAAACGCAAUGACUUCACAGAGUCCUGGAG
Messenger RNA from Nanorana parkeri, 435 nucleotides. RefSeq names its product protein S100-B-like. The transcript has 3 exons. NCBI's taxonomy places the organism in Eukaryota, Metazoa, Chordata, Amphibia, Anura, Dicroglossidae. Gene Ontology annotation, molecular function: calcium ion binding; RAGE receptor binding; S100 protein binding. The coding region runs from base 1 to 417 and encodes 138 amino acids. Gene Ontology annotation, cellular component: cytoplasm; nucleus. Gene Ontology annotation, biological process: positive regulation of canonical NF-kappaB signal transduction; positive regulation of cell population proliferation. The record is from RefSeq and is a predicted model, not a curated record.